UCUUGAAAGGCUUUACUGCUGUUCCUUCUGGUUAAUGCCAGCGUUUAGAAUAAACCGAAACUAUCAAAGACUGAUGGUUAUAAGAAAUGCCUGGCUUGAAGUUGCAUGCUCAUUCAGCGUGUGACCACCGAGAAGUACGCGGAGCAGAUGAUGUUUGUAGAGUGCUGGUAGCAUCGUUUCAAGAAUUAGCAGCUUUCGCUUAUCUUUUCACCUGAAGAAGUAGAAAUGCUGAUUUUUAUGAAUUCUCCGGGUGCUGACCUUUUAUCUCAGAUGACAGCUGAGGAUGACAGUUCCCAAGAAACAUUAUCAGAUUCGACUUUAAAACCAUCCGACAGAAAGACGAAAAGACGUGAAAGGAAUCGAGUGGCAGCUCAGAAAAGUCGGAAAAAACAGACUGAGAGAGCGGACGUCUUGCAUCAGGAACUUGAAACACUAGAAAAAUCCAAUUUAGCCUAUCUGAAGGAGAUUGAGAACCUGAAAAAAGAAAUCAAUCAUUAUAAUGAUGUUUUGAGAGAACAUGAAUCAAAGUGUCUGCUACAGAACCCGGAUGCUCAGGACUUAAACAUGCUGCAUUUAGGCAAAAAUGAGGUAACCAAUGAAAUGGACAUUUUAAGCCUGUGCCUGUCAGACUUGAUAUAUCCCGUUUCAUGAAGAAAAACAGUUGGCUGCUCCAGUUAUACUACUUGUUAAGAAAAGCUAGAAGCAUUACUCUGUUAAUAAUACUACAAUGUACUAAAGGGUUAUGCCUUGAAUGAUGGUCUUUUUAAAUGUAUUACUCAGUUUUUAGUUUGUCAAAUGAAAUUUAAAUGUGGUAUAGUUUGCAUAUCUAAAAAAUAUGAGCAGUAAAUGAACUAUUAUUCACUCCUGAAACUAUGCUUUCUAGGAGGCAUUUUGGUUUUAUAGAGUUUGCCAAAAAAUUACAUUUUGUGAACAUAGAGCCCUUUAAAGGGAAACUAGACCAUACUUUAGCGUAAAUGAAUAGUUUAAUAGCAUUUAUUACCAUACGUGAACUCUAUCUACAGUAUAUAGAAGGAUCUUUCCAGGUUAAUAAAUAUAAAGAUGCCCUUAUGUUAGGUUCAAACAAUCCAGCUCUAUAGUAACAUAACUAAAAAGAAAUACUAUGAAAUCAUCUUUAGCAUUAACAAUAUUCACAUAUACAGUAGUAGUUUUGAAAAAAGUGAACUUAAAAAUUAAGAUUUGUAAAAUUUAGCUGUUACACUGAAUAUCAGUGUGUUACCUAGAUGUGAAAGCAUAAUUAAGCACAAUGCUUAGUUUUUUGUUUACUGCAUAUAAGUGAGAAGUCGACUUGUGCUGAGCGGCAUAGUGACUCAAGGCAUCUUUGAGCUGCCAGUCUCUAAAAUAAUAAUUGUAUAUGUUGUUUCCCCUUCUACCGCCUACUGUAAAAAGUUGAAUUACUUGCCUCAAUGUUUCUACACUGUAGAUUUUAAAUGUAUACAGUAUACUGUGUGGAGUGUAUACAUCAUGCUUCUUUCUUGAGCUACUUAAGAGCCCUGCCAUCCCUUCAAAAGAUGUUCAACAAACCUAUUUGGAUUGCCUGACUUUGUUAUGGGUUAGGAAAAUUAAAUACCCUCUCCAUACAAACAAAUAUAUUUGUCAUUCAGUUAAUACGAGUUAUUAGAAUUGGGCUAAUGUUUGGUGCAGUAUCAUUCAUUCACAUACUGUAACAUUCUAACCCAUUUUUACAGAGAAAUUGUUACUGAUCAAGAAACAUGGGCAGAUUUUUUUUUUAAAGCUUUUUUACUCAUAUUGACUAUCAACAUAUUAAAAGUGCCAAUUUUCAACAAAGAAUAAAUUACUGAAUCCUUAUGGCAUCAAGUAAUACAAUUCACUUAAUGAAUUAUGCCCGGUAACAUUCUUUUGGAGUAUGGGUGAAUAACGUUGUUUCAAGGACUUCACAUUUCUUUGGUGAUGUUGCAGUCUUCUAUUUUCAUUUAACUUGAGGAUGAAAACUGCCUUUGACAGUCAUAAUUAGUGCAAUAUUCAGGUCUAAUUAGUGAAAUUCAACUACAUAGUGUGGAGCCUUUGAGUAACUUUCAAUGGCAAUAGAUUUUAAAGAGCAGCAUUUCUAUUUCACUCCCCACUUGAGUGGUCUAAAAUGUCCAUGCUCAGAUCUACAGUAUAUUGAAAAGAUGUUAACUGUGAAAAUGGAUUAUGUAAUAAAAUUCAGGCUUUACAACGCCUUCUUUUUAUGGCUCUAAGCUUGCCUACAUUAGAGUUCCUUUGCGCUUCCUUCGGGGGCAAGUAUUAAAUUAGCCCUGCAAGGAGGCUGCUCUUCUGGGCAGUGCCAAUCACGUCUGCUGCUCUUCCCGGCACUGCCGAUCACUUGUAUUGUAAAAGUGGGUCCUUCCUUUCCUUCCUCUUGAAUGUUUGUCUUUUAGAUGUUGUACUUCUAGCAAGACUUUUCACUUUUUAUAUUUCCAAAAUACAAAUCUGUCACUUUUGCAUAUCACAAUUAUUAGCAUUUCCUUGAACAGUUCUAGAGUUUCAUCACUUGUUUCCUACAAGAUUGCAGAGUUGAUUUAAUCAUGAGAUUAUGCAUUAUGAUAAUCUUAGAAAUCUGACUUUGGCAUAUGUACUUUUCUAGAUAGCACCAAUAUACUGUACACCUUUUUUAGAAACAUGUACUGUACUGUAUAUGUGUUUUAUUCCAUAUUAUCACAUGUACAGUGAGAUUCUUAAUUGUAACUAAGGGUUGGAAUUGCAGUCCUGUUAAAAGAACUGUAACGAAAGGCGAGAUGACCAACAACUAAAAACCAAAAUUAAUGCUUGAGUAAUUCCUCGGAAUAUAGCUUGCUGUAAGCACAUUGCCAUUCCAUUUGGCUCUUUCUAAUAGAAUGGGCUUUACUUUUCUGAUGGUGUCAAAAUUUAAAGUUCUUUUAUGUGCAUGUUAAGAAACCUGCUUCUCAACACUUUCUCUUUUUUGAUUGUGCGAUUCCAAGCAGAAUCCACACAAUGCAAAAAAUCCUCUAUUGGUAUCUCUGACUACUAAAAAUUUUGCUUACAUCUAAAUUGGGUCCCACGCCAAAGGGUUUUGUCUUUUCCAUGUAGUUAAUUUUACCAUGCGUAUUUGGAUUCUACUCUAUGCUUAUUUUGCGUGGGAAUCUUAAAGUAUUGUAAUAUGUUAAACUGUGUUAAAUGUUAGUUAAUCUCUACAUUGCUUUUUAUUGUAACAAUGUUGCAAACUCUUGAUGGGCAAAAUUAGAAGCCAAAUGAUGUGUCCAUUAUAGUACUGUUAAGUAGUCUUUGUUAUGCCAGCGUUUACAUUUUAGAUAACUCUCUCAAAAUGCACAUAUGAACAUUUUCAGGCCCAUAUGUGUUGUAGCUAUCUUGGUCCAUUCUCUCAUGUGUAGUGCCCUAGUCAUCUGAGCAUUAAUGUCUAAUGAUUUAAAGAUGAGAAGAUUACUUUUUUAUAAUAUAGCAUAUUUUUAUAAAUCAUAAUAAUGAACAUUAAUAUAUGAUUGGCUUUAAUUUGGUUUGUACAAUGUAAUAUUUUACUUUGAAGAUGUUUUAUUAGUCCUACACUUAUUAUUAUAUUUUUACUUUUUGCUUUGGUCUGACCUAUUUUUAAAUGCUCAUAUAGAAUAUAAACCCAGUUACAACCUUCUAUAUUUUUUUGUAUUUUCUAUGUCAAGGUAUCAGAGGUCAGCAGUGGUAGGUGGCAAGGGAUGCUGCAUGUCACUACAUUUCGUUUAUCAUGCUGCUUGUUUGGGCCUUCUACCUCAUUUUUUGCCAUUCUAGCAUCCUUUGCAUCAACAUUAUAAGCAGUGAAUAUGUGGGGAUAUUUUUAUAGGAGGACCUAUUUAAAAUGCAUUUUAUGUCAUUGUACUGCCACAUCCCAGGCAAUUCUAUAUAUUUUAAUCAUGUGUUUUGUGUGUUCCUAAUGUUUUUUUUAUAUCAUUAGAUAUACUUAUGUGGGAAGGAAAAAUAAAUUUUUUUUAUUACCUU
This is a messenger RNA of Polypterus senegalus (gray bichir), 3966 nucleotides long. Its product is annotated as basic leucine zipper transcriptional factor ATF-like 3. Gene Ontology annotation, molecular function: DNA-binding transcription factor activity, RNA polymerase II-specific; RNA polymerase II cis-regulatory region sequence-specific DNA binding. Gene Ontology annotation, biological process: regulation of transcription by RNA polymerase II. The record is from RefSeq and is a predicted model, not a curated record. Bases 226 to 651 code for a protein of 141 amino acids. Gene Ontology annotation, cellular component: nucleus. NCBI's taxonomy places the organism in Eukaryota, Metazoa, Chordata, Cladistia, Polypteriformes, Polypteridae. The transcript has 3 exons.